AGAUCUGAUGAAUCUGAUUCUCCUACCACUGCUACUAAUGUCAUUAAAUUUUUUUCAAAUGCGCAUGCUCAAUUUAAUGACCAUUUUUUUCAAAGAGCUCUUGAAGAAAAUGAAAAAGAAGACGAUAAUCUCCAAUGA
Molecule: messenger RNA, 138 nt
Organism: Entrophospora candida
Lineage: Eukaryota; Fungi; Glomeromycota; Glomeromycetes; Entrophosporales; Entrophosporaceae
Source: the annotation of a GenBank genome assembly